Telopea speciosissima is the source of this 1683-nucleotide messenger RNA. RefSeq names its product 7-hydroxymethyl chlorophyll a reductase, chloroplastic. Gene Ontology annotation, cellular component: chloroplast. Gene Ontology annotation, molecular function: 7-hydroxymethyl chlorophyll a reductase activity. The transcript is spliced from 19 exons. Gene Ontology annotation, biological process: chlorophyll cycle. Bases 8 to 1468 code for a protein of 486 amino acids. NCBI's taxonomy places the organism in Eukaryota, Viridiplantae, Streptophyta, Magnoliopsida, Proteales, Proteaceae. The record is from RefSeq and is a predicted model, not a curated record.
UCGUCGGAUGGCGUCUGUGGUGGUAACAAACCCUCUUGCAGUGUUCCAGUGUUACUCCCUCCCUCGCACUCACCCUGCUUCCAUGGCUUUCGCAAUUGCGAAUUUAUUUUCGUCGCCUCUGUCCUGCUCUGUAAUAUCUGCUGCAUCAUCAUCAUCAUCAAAAGAAGCGAACUCAAGCUCAAAUUCUCUUAAAUUGAGGGAAGAUUGGAGGAAACGGUCCAAACCCAUUCCCCCUGGGGGCACUUAUCCUGCUAAAGACCACUGCAGUCAAUGUGGUUUGUGCGACACCUAUUACAUUGCCCAUGUGAAGAACGCUUGUGCUUUCUUAGGAGAUGGGAUGUCUAAGAUUGAAGGAUUGGAACCUAUAGUUCAUGGCAGAGGGAGGAAAGUGGACUCACUGGAUGAGACAUAUUUUGGGGUCCAUGAAGAUUUGUUGUAUGCUCGUAAGAUCAAGCCUGUAGAAGGAGCCCAAUGGACAGGAAUAGUAACAACCAUAGCAAUAGAAAUGUUGAAAGCUAACAUGGUUGAAGCUGUCAUCUGUGUACAGAGUGAUCCAGAGGACCGACUUAGUCCGAGGCCUGUUUUGGCCAGGACACCGGAUGAAGUUCUGGCGGCGAAAGGUGUUAAACCAACAUUAUCUCCUAAUCUGAAUACCCUUGCCCUAGUUGAGGCCGCUGGUGUGAAGCGUCUUCUUUUUUGUGGUGUGGGUUGCCAAGUACAAGCACUAAGAUCUGUGGAGAAAUACUUGAACUUGGAAAAGCUCUAUGUCCUUGGAACCAAUUGUGUGGAUAAUGGAACUCGAGACGGGCUAGAUAAGUUUCUGAAGGCUGCAAGCAGUGAUCCAGAAACAGUUAUGCAGUAUGAGUUUAUGCAAGAUUACAAGGUACACCUGAAGCAUUUGGAUGGCCAUAUUGAAGAGGUUCCUUAUUUCUGCCUACCAGCAAAUGAAUUAGUCGAUGUUAUUGCGCCAUCCUGCUAUAGCUGCUUUGACUACACAAAUGCAUUAUCGGAUUUAGUGGUAGGGUACAUGGGUGUGCCAAAAUAUACUGGAGUAAGCAUGACACAGCAUCCACAAUAUAUUACUGUCAGGAAUGAACGUGGAAGAGAAAUGCUUAGUCUGGUGAAGAAUCUUUUGGAGAUUAACCCAACUGUCAGCAGUGGCGAUCGUCGUCCAUAUGUGACGGAAACAGUUAAAGCUGAUGAUAAUGCAAAAUUGGGGAAGGGUCCAUCACAGCCUGCUCCUAAGUUUGUUGGGAAUUUGAUAGCAUUCAUACUAAACUUGAUUGGUCCAAAGGGUCUGGAAUUUGCUCGGUACUCAUUAGAUUACCAUACAAUAAGAAACUAUCUGUACACAAAUCGCACUUGGGGAAAACAAAGAGCUGACAGGCACAUGCCAUCAUAUGCAAAGAAAAUUGUAGAUAUGUACAACCAGAAUGGAGAAGUUGAUCAGAUGUUCUCGAACAAAUGAUCUCCCAAGCAGUCUCAAUGUCCUUAGCAUUGCCUUCUUUUUCAGUUUUUAGAAAUUUCCACAGUUUACAUCUCAGACUGUUUAUCCGUGUAUCUUGAGAGUUACAGCCCUGCACAGGUGAGGACCUUGUGUUGAGUAUUUUAGAUAUUCGUGAACUGGGUACUACUGUAUGACAGUAUUUAUUAUGCACAUUCAAGUUUAUGGACCAAGUAUUC